Messenger RNA from Condylura cristata (star-nosed mole), 3143 nucleotides. RefSeq names its product transmembrane protein 43 (gene TMEM43). The transcript is spliced from 12 exons. Gene Ontology annotation, cellular component: nuclear inner membrane. The record is from RefSeq and is a predicted model, not a curated record. Gene Ontology annotation, biological process: nuclear membrane organization. NCBI's taxonomy places the organism in Eukaryota, Metazoa, Chordata, Mammalia, Eulipotyphla, Talpidae. Bases 214 to 1416 code for a protein of 400 amino acids.
ACUACAUUUCCCAGGAGGCCCUGCGGCGCAUUGGGCCAGAAAAACUGGGGCCCCCGCGGGGCGGUGACUCUUCUGCACCUCCUCCGGGAUUCUAGACUGCACACGCAUGUUCGCAGCUCUUGGGCGGCACAAAGUCACUGGACUUCGCAUUCCGGCCGUAAAUUCAUCACUCAGCUGAACGGAGCGAGGCGGAUCGGCGAGCCGGGUCCCACCAUGGCAGCGCAAUAUUCCAAUACAAGUAACAAGAGAGAACACGUCAAAAUUACAACAGACCCUCAGCCAGGCUUCCUGGAGCGACUGAGCGAGACCUCCGGUGGGAUGUUUGUGGGACUCAUGACCUUCCUGCUCUCCUUCUACUUAAUCUUCACCAAUGAGGGCCGCGCGCUGAAGACGGCAACCUCGCUGGCCGAGGGGCUGUCGCUGGUGGUGUCCCCUGACAGCAUCCACAGCGUGGCUCCAGAGAAUGAGGGGAGGCUGGUGCACAUCAUUGGAGCCCUGCGGACGUCCAAGCUUCUAUCUGAUCCAAACUAUGGUGUCCACCUCCCAGCCGUGAAGCUGCGGCGGCACGUGGAGAUGUACCAGUGGGUGGAAACCGAAGAGUCCAGGGAGUACACAGAGGAUGGACAGGUGAAGACCGAGAGGAAGUACUCCUACAACACUGAAUGGAAAUCAGAAAUCGUCAAUAGCAGAAACUUUGACCGUGAAAUUGGCCACAAAAACCCCAGUGCCAUGGCAGUGGAGUCAUUCACAGCAACAGCCCCCUUCGUCCAAAUUGGCCGCUUUUUCCUCUCAGCAGGCCUCAUCGACAAAGUUGACAACUUCAAGCCGCUGAGCCUGUCCAAGCUGGAGGACCCUCAUGUGGACAUCCUUCGUCGGGGAGACUAUUUCUAUCACAGUGAAAACCCCAAGUAUCCAGAGGUUGGAGACCUGAGAGUCUCCUUUUCCUAUGCGGGGCUGAGCAGCGAUCACCCUGACCUGGGACCCGCUCACGUGGUCACCGUGAUUGCCCGGCAGCGGGGCGACCAGCUGGGCCCGUAUUCCACCAAGUCUGGAGACACCUUGCUUCUCCUGCAUCAUGGGGACUUCUCGGCAGAGGAGGUGUUUCGUAGAGAGCAGAAGAGCAACUCCCUGAAGACUUGGGGCCUGCGCGCUGCGGGCUGGAUGGCCAUGUUCAUGGGCCUCAACCUCAUGACACGGAUCGUCUAUACCCUGGUGGACUGGUUCCCCGUCUUCCGAGACCUGGUCAACAUUGGUCUGAAAGCCUUUGCCUUCUGUGUGGCCACCUCGCUGACCUUGCUGACCGUGGCCGCUGGCUGGCUCUUCUAUCGGCCCCUGUGGGCUCUCUUCAUUGGCUCCCUGGCCCUGGUGCCCAUCAUCAUUGCUCGGACCCGGGUGCCCGCCAAAAAGCUGGAGUGAGCCGAACCCUGGCAGCCGAGCCCCACAUGGACUCCAGGACCUCGGGGUCCGGGCCACCCGCUCCUCCGAGCUCCGUACCUGGAGCAUGACCCCGGAUGUUUUGGAUUCUGCACCCACUCUGCUCUUCAGAGGGCCUGACCGACAGCGCGCAUGUGUUUGGAUUUGGUGUCCUGCAGUUACGUCUUUCCUGCUCCUUUCUUGCCAGCGAGCAGCUUUGGGGCAGAGGGCAGCUCUCGCCUGGCAGCACAACGAGCUCUCCGCUCGUUUCCUUCCUUCUCUUGGGAACUCCCCAUGGCCGGUUCACAUUUCACUGAGCCAAUGUCUGCAGACAAGGCGCUGACACCACCCUGCUGCCCCCCCCCCGGCCCUGCGCCCGCCUUGAUGUCCCGCGGCCACACUGCCAGUGGUUACCCCAGCACCAAGAUGACUGGCGGCACGGGCCCCGCCCACGCCAGGUUUGUGGCUGCAGCUUGCCUUGGCGCUUGAAGCAGGAAAACCACCGGCGGCGGCAUGAAGAGGAAAACCGGGCGGUGCUGCGCUGGCCUGCUGGCCCGUAGCUGGGCAGGACUCUGAGCGCUGGACUCUGCAGACCCUGGUUCAUUUUCUCUGUUACUUCACCUCGUCCUUCCACUCUCCUCUGAGAAGUUGUAGGGGAAAACAAAAAACCUGAGAUGACCGUUUCCAACUAUUAGAGAAAAGCACCCUUUUUCUGGUCAGCUGAAGUCAAUUCAGAGCACAGGAGGUGUUAAAUGAGGGUGUAAUAUACACGGUAGGAAAAGCUACCUGUCAGUGUUUCGGUCACUGGGAAGCCUAAGAUGCUUUAGAAACAAGUAGCAGAGUUGUCUUCGCUCCAGGAGAGGGCGAGUGGCUCCGGGAGAGGCUCUCCUUGUCACCCUCUGGCUCCAGAAACGGUUUACUUGAAGAGGACUGAGUUUUAAGUCAGCCAAGUAAGGCAAGGUUGGAGUCUUCCUUUUGCCAAGUGGGCGCCUUCCUGGUGACCCCCAGCUAGCCAAAUGGGGCGGCAGCAGCUCAGGCUGCUGGAGAGGGCGCCGCCCUGCGCCUCCGUCCUGGGCCCCGGCCCCGGCCUGCAGCGGCUGCUUCUGAGCCGGCUUCCACCUGUUACUUGGCCACAGCUUUACUGUUCCUAGAUAAAUUUGUGCUUGCUUAAUUCGUAUCGGCUCAUUAGUUUCCUAAGUACUCUCACACCCUGUGAGAGAGAAAGUGUGUUAUAACCGUAUGGUCCUAAAGAUCUUCACAGCCUUUCUGUUCUGUUUUUCUGGGUGUGGUUUGCUUCAGCAAGUUAAGUAUUUGGUGGUUGAGCAAAGGGUCAGAACGUCUGAAACCAAAGAUCUAGUAGUAAUGCCUCGUCCUGGGGGAUCUGUGCUGUCAACUGAAAUCCCCCAUGUUCAAAAGCAGCCCCAGAAAUGACCUAUCUGGGCUGAAGGGCUGAAACUGUAUUCAUUACCGCUCAUUACAUGGUUUUGUCCAAACUCUAAAUCCAGGAUGCCUUUGGGAGACAAAGUAUAGCUAGUGGAUGGCUAAACUCAAGUCCCUUAGAAUUUGGUCUGUGUGACUUUUCUCGUACUUAUUUUAAAUUACUGUUAAUUUCAAAAGUGUUCAUGAGAGCAAAUUAAGUCAACAAACAUUUGGUAUCUUUGGAAAGUAAUCAUGAAAUUUGUAUUAUUUGUAUUUUUGAUAAAUUCAAAAUAAAUUUCAAAAUAUCUUGA